AUGUCGGGACUGCCACCGCAGGAACGAUUUCAUUACCUAGAACCUUCGCGGAGGUCUACUGUUCAAACUGUAGACGAGCAAAACGGAGGUUACGAUUCUGAGAGCGACACAUCAAUCCGACACAAGAACUCAAAGAAUACACCAAGCCGUUUUCUUGAAUCUUAUAAUAAUGACUAUGACCGAUCUUCGCGAAGUCAUGGUCAUCGUUCGUCGCGUCGUCGGGAUCAAGGGCACGGCCAUACCCGCUCCAUUCAUGCUCCAUCCUCUGCUGCUUACCCUCCUGCAUCUGCUACGGUUCAGUACUCACCUUGUGACGGCCAGGCCAUCACCUACAUGGAGCCUCGUGGCGGACAGCUUCGUCCUUACUAUAAUCCCACGACACCCCACAAUCCUGUGCAUGCUUCACCCGUCGCUGCUAAUGGUGGGCCUUCAUACCAUGCGUAUUAUGCAUCGAAUCCCCCUUUUCCGAAUUCCGCGUAUUCUGUGAAUUCAUAUCCAGCUAUGUCUCAUCACACUUAUUUACAUGACGAAAACCAUCCGCAUCCCGCUGGUGCUUACUAUGCUGGUGAUCAUCAGCACCACCACCUUCGCACUGGAAAAAUGCAACCAUCUGAUAAUAUCGGUUAUAUGCAACAAACUAGCUCUCAUAAUCCCCUAUCAAACCCAGGAUACGGAUCAUCUAUUCCUGACAUCAAUGAAGCCGAAAAAACGAGGAGAGAUCUGGAGACAUUCAAACGGAACCAUACUACCGACCAUCGGCAACGGGCGAGGGAAAGGGAAAGGGACAAAGAGAGGGAAAUAGAAAAGAAAGAGGAAGAAAAGAGGAAUGUCAAAAGAGAAGAGAAAGCACGAGCAAAAAGGGACAAGGAAGAAGCAGACAAAAUGAAAGAACGUAUUACACAAUUAAGACAACAGAUGGCCGAAGUCCAAGCCACAAUGUAUCAAGAAAAGCAGAGGAGAGAAAUAAGAGAUAGGGAGGAACUGCUGGAUAAUAAAAGGGUUGCGUUUGAAAAUUUAUUCAGAGAUUCUAGUCACACGUUGAGCACCCCGGCAAAUAUGCAAUUCGACCAGAAAGACCCACGGGGACUUCAGGGGACAGAGCAAAUGCUCCAGCAAAUUGUCGGUUACUUAGAGCGGCUGUGGGGAGAACCCAAUAUUCCCCAGAGUGACUUUGAAAGACUACUGCCAAGAGAGAUUCUUGCACGUCGGCCUUCAAUGGAUACGGACCGCAGUGGAACUGGGCAUCAAGUGUUGGAUAUGAAUCUUCAACGCCAAGUCGAAGAAAUAACGAUGAACUUCCUGCAUAAGUUCCGAGGUGUUCCUAACCCUCUGCUGGCGCUGCGACAAGGAAGCAGUGCAUCAGACUACAAUCGUAGUGCCCCUUUCGAUGUAUCCGAUCACGCAGCUAACACUUCGAAGGUUGGGUCAUCCUCAAGUCGGACUGCUGUUAAUACUAAUCCCGGUAUUGGAGAUCCUAUGUCGCCCAAAAGCAGUGAGUUUCAAAGUCAUCUUCGACCCCCGGAAACUACGUGGAAGAAAUAUCAUCAAACGCCCAAAUCACGAAACUCUAAUCCUCCGCAAAAGCCUUCAUCUAAGCCCAAAGAAAAUCGCGGUCGAAGACCGCCGGUCUCAGAAAAUUUGUUGAAAUCCGAUGAUGAUAGUAGUGACGGUGACCUAGACGAGUUCGACGAAAGUACAGACGAAAAUACAGACAACGAUGACGACUACGACAGCUCUUCGUCUGAAAUGGAAGAACCAAGAAGGCACACUAGGCGGAAGGAAGAACAAGGCCAGAAGCCGAAAAGAGAAGGUCGAUUUUCUAGGAAACCAACCAAACCCAAACAGCAACGUGGGAAGCACAGACAUCGGGGGCACGCCGCCUAUGCAGAAGAUGAAACGGAAGAAGAUCAAGACAAAUGGAGGAAAGAGAAACUUUCAAGAUACGCCUAUGUUCCUCCUCCAGCACCCAAUCCUCCUGGUAAUGAAACAUACAGCAAAAAUCCACUACAAAGCGAACAUUACCAAAGAAUCCAUUAA
Molecule: messenger RNA, 2037 nt
Organism: Talaromyces atroroseus
Lineage: Eukaryota; Fungi; Ascomycota; Eurotiomycetes; Eurotiales; Trichocomaceae
Exons: 1
Coding region: 1-2037 (678 amino acids)
Source: RefSeq, a predicted model, not a curated record